Molecule: messenger RNA, 399 nt
Organism: Condylostylus longicornis
Lineage: Eukaryota; Metazoa; Arthropoda; Insecta; Diptera; Dolichopodidae
Product: neurogenic differentiation factor 1-like
Exons: 2
Coding region: 1-399 (132 amino acids)
Molecular function (GO): protein dimerization activity
Source: RefSeq, a predicted model, not a curated record
AUGAGUAGCAACAAUAGUGUAAGUGAAAUUAUUGAAAUUGUAACAUCAACAGAUUGUGCAGAUAACCAUAGACUUACAUUUAAAAGUAUUAAUACAGCUUCUAGCACAAAGAAUGUUAAUAAGAAACGUUUAAAUCAUCAAAAGAAGAGUAAUAUAAAAAUUAAUAUAAAUAACUUUUAUUCUAAGGAUGAUAAUUUAUCAAUGGAUUAUUUGAGAAAACAACGUCGAUUGGCAGCAAAUGCAAGAGAACGUAAACGUAUGUGUAAAUUAAAUGAAGCUUUUGAACGUUUGAAAAGUGUAAUACCAACUCUUAGUAAUGAAAGAAAUUUAUCAAAAUUUGAAACAUUACAAUUGGCUCGAACAUAUAUAGCUGCAUUAAUAGAGUUAUUAAAACGUUAA